Molecule: messenger RNA, 3568 nt
Organism: Perognathus longimembris pacificus (Pacific pocket mouse)
Lineage: Eukaryota; Metazoa; Chordata; Mammalia; Rodentia; Heteromyidae
Gene: Zbtb14
Product: zinc finger and BTB domain containing 14
Exons: 3
Coding region: 450-1799 (449 amino acids)
Biological process (GO): regulation of transcription by RNA polymerase II
Cellular component (GO): nucleus
Molecular function (GO): protein binding; RNA polymerase II cis-regulatory region sequence-specific DNA binding; DNA-binding transcription factor activity, RNA polymerase II-specific
Source: RefSeq, a predicted model, not a curated record
GCGGGGCUGCGGAACCGGCCGCACGCCCGCUCCCGAGCUGGUCGCGCCGCCGGGGCCGCUGCGGGCCGCGGUGCCCGCCUCCCGCGCGCGGAACCGCGGCCCCAGGCCUGCGCCCGCCCGGAGAGGAUGAAAGGGAAGGUGGCCCCGGCGCGACCCGGCUCCCCGGUGCCGGCUUUUGUGGGGGAAGGAAUACAAAAGGCCUUAUCCACCCCCCACCGCCCGGGCCCGCGGGGAGCCGGGGGCGAGGCCCGGGCUGCGGGCCUUGCUUCCUCCCCGUCCCCGAGCUGCGGGCUGGCAGCCGGGACACCGGGCGGCCGCCAUUGUCGCGGCUGCUCGGGGCCGGGAAGGCGGCGGCGGCGGCGGCUUAUGUCUGGCGUGCCCCAGAUCAGAGUUAUUCUGAUCUGAAGAUUUUGGUGUUCAGGGCAUUAAGACAAUAGCCUCAGUUGUUCAUGGAGUUUUUCAUCAGUAUGUCUGAAACCAUUAAAUAUAAUGACGAUGAUCAUAAAACUCUGUUUCUGAAAACACUAAACGAACAACGCCUGGAAGGAGAAUUCUGUGACAUUGCCAUCGUGGUUGAAGAUGUAAAAUUCCGAGCACACAGAUGUGUUCUGGCUGCCUGUAGCACCUACUUCAAAAAGCUGUUCAAGAAGCUUGAGGUAGAUAGUUCUUCAGUAAUAGAGAUAGAUUUUCUACGUUCUGAUAUAUUUGAAGAGGUUCUGAACUACAUGUACACGGCUAAGAUUUCCGUGAAGAAGGAAGAUGUUAACUUAAUGAUGUCAUCAGGCCAGAUUCUUGGUAUCCGGUUUUUAGAUAAACUCUGUUCUCAGAAGCGUGAUGUAUCUAGCCCUGAUGAAAAUAACGGCCAGUCAAAAAGUAAGUAUUGCCUCAAAAUAAACCGCCCCAUUGGAGAUGCUGCUGACACUCAGGAUGAUGAUGUGGAAGAAAUUGGGGAUCAGGAUGACAGUCCUUCUGAUGACACUGUAGAAGGCACUCCCCCAAGUCAGGAGGACGGCAAGUCACCCACAACCACACUCAGGGUUCAGGAGGCAAUCUUGAAAGAGCUAGGCAGCGAGGAGGUCCGAAAAGUAAACUGUUACGGCCAGGAAGUAGAAUCCAUGGAGACCCCAGAGUCCAAAGACUUGGGGUCACAGACCCCUCAAGCCUUAACAUUCAAUGAUGGAAUGAGUGAGGUAAAAGAUGAACAGACACCAGGCUGGACGACAGCUGCCAGUGACAUGAAGUUUGAGUAUUUGCUUUAUGGUCACCACCGGGAGCAGAUCGCCUGCCAAGCCUGUGGAAAGACAUUUUCUGAUGAAGGCAGAUUGAGAAAGCAUGAAAAACUCCACACUGCCGACCGGCCAUUUGUGUGUGAAAUGUGUACCAAAGGCUUCACCACACAGGCCCACCUGAAAGAACACCUGAAAAUCCACACGGGGUAUAAACCCUACAGUUGUGAGGUGUGUGGGAAAUCGUUUAUCCGUGCCCCGGACUUAAAGAAGCAUGAGAGAGUUCACAGUAACGAGAGGCCGUUCGCAUGCCAUAUGUGUGACAAAGCCUUCAAACACAAGUCCCACCUCAAGGACCAUGAGCGGAGGCACAGAGGGGAAAAGCCUUUUGUGUGUGGCUCCUGCACCAAGGCCUUUGCCAAGGCUUCGGAUCUGAAGAGGCAUGAGAACAAUAUGCACAGUGAAAGGAAGCAAGUCACCCCCAGUGCCCUCCAGAGUGAGACAGAACAGUUGCAGGCCGCAGCUAUGGCUGCGGAGGCCGAGCAGCAGUUGGAAACAAUAGCCUGCAGCUAGAGGUGAAGGGAUGGACCAAGCCCCUGGCCUGAGAGGCAACACAGAUUGCAUCGUGGGGCCAGAAUCCCUGUGAACACUGGUGACCAUUGUGGAAGCACACCUAGUGUCGUACUCACUGGACUUUGGCAGUGGUUAGCUGUUUUUAAACUUCUUAAGGAAAUGGAGUUCCUAAGUUCUGACCAAACAGUGUGACUGUCUCAUGUGGUGUCUGGUCUGGUCCCCUCCCCUUCUUUUCUGUGGUUCGGAGAACUCCGGUGACCAGUUCAGAAAGACUUCUAUGCCACUUUUAAUUUCUCUCCACUUGGAGGGCUGGAGAGUAUGCUGCAUAGCGUAAAUAAUUGAGUAAAUCUAUUUCGUGAUCAUCAAAGAGUACAUGACUUCUGGUCAAAAGAGCAUUUUUUAAAUAACUUAAGUAUUUCAUAUAGGCGCAGAAAAUGUCAGCAGGUGGUUGACCCAGGAACACUGCGCAGGUCUGAAACCAAGUUCUGGAAAUGCAGAGUGGUAUUAUUAGAUUAUUUGUUUUGUUAAUUUUUUUAUAUCACUGUUUUUUACUCUUACUGUGAACAAAAAAUAAUUGCUUGGCUGAACUGUUUUCUCCAUCCAUUUUGAUUGCCCUCGUACUUACAUCAAAAGCUGUAUUCACACAUAUCGAACCCAUCCCAGUGCUGGUGGUCUUGGGACUAAGUUCCCAGAUGUCUCCUUGUUGGGGGCAUUGGCACUCUGCAGCAAUGGGGAAUUGUAGAGUAAACUCAUGAUGAGAGGAGUAGGAAAAGCUCUCAGAUAGGGUUUUCCAAGAUGUCCUAGAUACAAAUAAUUCUAAAUUGAUUUUGAAAUUGGACUUAUACUUAAAACCAAAAUUAAGACAAGAAGCAGACAUGCUUCUUCAGAUAACAUGUAUUAGUUUAACAAUCUCAUCAGGCUUCUCAGCUCCCUAUAACAUGGCUUAUUCAUUAAGGACAUGCACUAUACUUAAAUAAAUUUAAAUUUUAAGUGUGUAAAUAGUAGUGUUGGUUUUAUAUAUUUCAAGUACAAGGAGACAGCUGCACUUUUUUUUUUUUUUUGCACAUUGGAUUUUUUAAAAACCUUCCUAUCUGCAACAGAUGCCAUCAGAUCAUUUUAAUUGAUACAUCAGACCAAAUGCUUAUGUUUUUGAAAUAUAUUUCAUCCCUGGUUACAGUCCUAAAUAGAAGUUGAUACCUUUUUGUAUUUGCAAAUCUGAAUUAUAAACUCUUUCUGAUUUGGUAUACUAAAUGUUCUUUUAACCAUUUCCUUAAGAAUAUAUUGAAAUGCAGACAAUUGUUUGAAUUAUGUUCUAUAAGAAAAUAUUCGUUAUUUAGAAUGAGUAAACCUGUAGAGAUGCCAACAUUUUAAAAUUCAUGUUUGGUUGCUAGGAUUUUUCUUUCAAAAGAAAUACAUUGAAGUAAUUUCAUUUCAUAGCUUGCUGCAUUAACACCUGUAAUUACUAUAUUGUGGGGAAAUUUUUAUUUUUUGAAUUGAUAUGCCAGGAUUGUAGAAUUGAAGAUGCUACCUUUAAUUUUUUUAUUUAUUGGUAAAAUGUUUAGUUAAUUGAUUUUUCUUGAAAGUUGUUUAUUCUGUACUAAAAAUAGUCCUGUCACUGUUUGUAUGUCGUUGGUAGAAGAGGAGCUUGACUGGUUCCUAGGCUGUUUUAACCAAAGCAAAGGUAAAAGAAUUUAACAUCUUGUCUGUAACUACUUCAGCAAACCAUAUUUUGGGCCUUCAUUUUGUAUAUAAAAGAAAAUACACCUCUA